Histoplasma mississippiense is the source of this 1470-nucleotide messenger RNA. RefSeq names its product fumarate hydratase class II. Gene Ontology annotation, molecular function: fumarate hydratase activity. Bases 1 to 1470 code for a protein of 489 amino acids. Gene Ontology annotation, biological process: malate metabolic process; tricarboxylic acid cycle; fumarate metabolic process. Lineage: Eukaryota; Fungi; Ascomycota; Eurotiomycetes; Onygenales; Ajellomycetaceae. Gene Ontology annotation, cellular component: tricarboxylic acid cycle heteromeric enzyme complex; mitochondrion. The record is from RefSeq and is a predicted model, not a curated record. The transcript has 6 exons.
AUGGUGCGACUAACUUCAAACCCCGCCGCCACUUCCUCCGCUUCCGCCGCACUGCGGUCAUUGUCAACCCUCACCUUUGCAUCCCGAUCUGCGAAACCAACUGUUUUACUAUCUUCCUCCGUUGCGAGAUUACUCUCCCUCUCCACUGUUACUUCACUGAGGUCCAAUGCGCGGAGGUCGAUAAGUGGGUUGUCGUUAUCAGCGCGGAUUCACGGGCGAUCCCACUGUUUGAAUCGUGCUGCUGUUUACCAGGAUAUUUGUGAGACUCUGGGAACGAGAGGGUUUGCUACUACGAGUGCUAUGAUGGCUUCGAGAACGGAAACGGAUGCCUUUGGCGAAAUCCAGGUCCCUGCGGAUAAGUACUGGGGAGCCCAAACACAACGAUCUCUGACCAACUUCGAUAUCAACCAACCGCAAGACCGUAUACCGCCUGCCAUCGUGCGGGCUUUCGGUAUCCUCAAAGGUGCUGCUGCGACUGUGAAUAUGAGAUAUGGACUUGAUCCUACUAUCGGCAAGGCUAUCCAGCAGGCUGCUGCAGAAGUUGCAUCGCUUAAGCUCAUCGACCAUUUCCCCCUCGUCGUCUGGCAAACAGGCUCUGGUACCCAGUCCAAUAUGAACGCCAAUGAGGUCAUUUCGAACCGCGCCAUCGAGAUCUUGGGCGGCACCAUGGGCACCAAGAAACCGGUUCACCCCAACGACCAUGUCAACAUGUCCGCUUCAUCCAACGACUCCUUCCCCACCGUUAUGCACAUUGCUGCUGUCCUCGAACUCGAGGAAUCGUUGCUUCCAUCCCUCACCAGCCUACGCAACGCCCUCCAGCGAAAAGUCGAGCAGUUCGAGAAGAUUAUCAAAAUCGGACGAACUCACCUGCAGGACGCCACCCCUCUCACUCUGGGUCAGGAAUUUUCCGGCUAUGUGGCCCAGCUGGACAGGGGCAUCGAGCGCGUCCAAAAUAUUCUCCCGCAUCUCCGAUAUCUUGCACAAGGGGGUACUGCGGUUGGCACCGGUCUGAAUACCUUCAAGGGCUUCGACAAGGCCAUCGCGGAGGAAGUUACCAACAUGACAGGGACCGAAUUCAAGACUGCCCCCAACAAAUUCGAAGUGCUCGCCGCUCAUGACGCUGUAGUCGAGGCUUCUGGGGCGCUCAACACACUUUCCUGCUCCCUCUUCAAGAUCGCCCAGGACAUCCGUUUCCUGGGCUCCGGCCCCCGCUGUGGACUGGGUGAGCUCAUGCUGCCCGAAAACGAGCCGGGCUCCUCAAUCAUGCCUGGAAAGCUCCGCAGCUUGAUGCUUGUUACCUGUCUGAACCCGGUGAUCGGAUAUGACAUGGCCUCCGCAGUUGCUAAGAAUGCGCAUAAGAAGGGAUUGACGCUGAAGCAGAGUGCGAUGGAACUGAAAGCUCUCACCGAGGAGGAAUUCGAUACCCAUGUCCGCCCGGAGUUGAUGAUCAGCCCCAAGGAGAGAAAAUAG